Messenger RNA from Pieris brassicae (large cabbage white), 2034 nucleotides. RefSeq names its product retinal homeobox protein Rx1-like. The coding region runs from base 176 to 1228 and encodes 350 amino acids. Gene Ontology annotation, biological process: regulation of transcription by RNA polymerase II. Lineage: Eukaryota; Metazoa; Arthropoda; Insecta; Lepidoptera; Pieridae. The record is from RefSeq and is a predicted model, not a curated record. The transcript is spliced from 3 exons. Gene Ontology annotation, molecular function: RNA polymerase II transcription regulatory region sequence-specific DNA binding; DNA-binding transcription factor activity, RNA polymerase II-specific.
UAAAGCCAUUUAACCGGGACGGACACGACGGUACGAACGCGAAAGGACUCAAAUGAGCUUAAAUUGUUUAAUAUUAAAUUAAGUUGGUCGGGCAUUUUGUGCCCGGCAGGUAGACACGGAGCCGAGGGAGGUUGGCACGGAGGUAGCGGGUUCUCACCCGCCACCAGCCGAGUUUAUGUACGUGUGUGGAGAUUCCGGGCCGCGUUAUGAGUGCUCCUUCGAACCGGCGCCGAGUAUGGAGCAGCCGACGUUUGAGGAGCAUAUGUUUGGCGAAUUUGGGAAGGAUAGGGUUCAAGUAGUGGUCGGGUCGAGUGGAGAGUUGUAUCGGGAGGAGCUGCCGGUGUUCCCGGGGGAGCAGAAGCGGAAAGAGGAGCCGAUACUUCUACAGCAAGUGGAUGCGCCCCAACAGCAUGCAACCCAUCCACCGCCCACUAAGAAAAGCGAGAAGAAGAAGGGAGAAAAUAACGGGAUUAAGAAGAAAAAGACAAGAACCACAUUCACGGCAUAUCAACUUGAGGAGCUGGAGAGGGCGUUUGAACGAGCUCCCUACCCAGAUGUAUUUGCACGGGAGGAACUGGCACUAAAAUUGAAUCUUUCGGAAUCAAGAGUACAGGUAUGGUUCCAAAACCGAAGAGCAAAGUGGCGGAAACGCGAACCACCAAGAAAAACCGGCUACAUCGGAUCCAGCUCACCCAGUUCUACCACAUUGAGCGGCGGUUUCUCCGGCAUCGGUGGCAAUCUACCAGCCUUCCCACAAAACGGAUUACCAGCCCCGGCUGAUUCCUGGUCGUACCAACACUCGUACGAACUAUCCUCCCACCACUUGCUGUCAUCUGGGAGUAAUUACCCCGCCUUCAACCCUCAACCAGGCUACUCCUAUACCACAGUUCUCAAUGGACACGACGGACAAAAUAUGUUCGCUAGACAUUACGAUUAUGGUGAAGGGAGUCCCCCAUUGCGGGAGUAUCCCAUGGUAGCUCACUCUCCCCAAAUAGAGCCCCACGGGCACGAGGACAAAGUGGAGUACCGUCAUGAGCAUGAAGAGAAGUAUGCGUGUGCGCUGCAGGAAGAGCCACGGUACAAUCCUCCAGAGGACUACGACAAGUGCGCGAUGGUUCACGAGAAGCACUAUGAGAUGGAUCGCCAGGAUUUGUCGCAACCGGUCGUGGUGAAAAUGGAGCCGAGCACGGGUCAGGCGUACACGUCAUUGCCCCCUUUUUUGAAUUGAAAUACUCUUUUUCGAAAUUGUCCAAGUGAAAGCACACGUUUGGGUUAUAGACAGAAAUUAUAUGGCAUACAUAUUUACAGUUCAAGUGAGUUCAAGGGAACCCGCCAAACAUUUUGUCUAGAUACUUAGUACCUAGUAAAAGUAGUAAUUUAAUAGUAAACACACCUCCAAAUCAAAACAGAAACUUUAAAUGUUUGGUCAUUGAAAAAUAGAACUCAAUUCCAAGCAAUAAAGUUCAUGCUUUAUCACGUGACUAUAUUGAUACAAAUUAGUUCCGAGUUAAGGAUUCCUGGCUGCCGCUAACUGCUCGUCAAACCCGUCAGCCUUUCGGACAAUAUUAGCAUAAAUAUUUCUUCACUUUAAGUGUUGAAAUGUUAGUGUAUUUACAGUCGUGGUAGCCAAACGAUUUCCAAUCGAACAAAUAGUGUGUUAAUAACUCGAAAUUAACUAAUUUCGAAAAAGAGUAUAUGGCUUCGUCUACUCAAUAUUUAAAUGACAUUAGUUAGAAAGCGAUAUUUAGAAGAUAUAUCUCGCAUUUUUAUGUAAAACACGAAUUUAAGAUCAUAAUUAUAUAAUUUUAUAAUGUUUCGCGUAUAACAGAUUCUGUAAUAAAAAAUCCAAUUGUAAUUGCGUCAUUGAUUUUUGUAUAGCAAGCGCAUUUGACAGCCGUCCACAUAUUAUGGAAUUUCUUCAUAAGUCAAACUUUGUGACAUUUAGAAAUGACUCAUCGAAAUGUCAUAUCAACUAUAGUGGAUUUCCUGCGCCACGUAUUAUAACAAUUAUUAUUCAGUAAAUUAAAUUUCAAU